Molecule: messenger RNA, 408 nt
Organism: Monosiga brevicollis MX1
Lineage: Eukaryota; Choanoflagellata; Craspedida; Salpingoecidae
Exons: 2
Coding region: 1-408 (135 amino acids)
Biological process (GO): iron-sulfur cluster assembly
Cellular component (GO): mitochondrion; cytoplasm
Molecular function (GO): 2 iron, 2 sulfur cluster binding
Source: RefSeq, a predicted model, not a curated record
AUGUGGCUGCAGGCACGACGUGCCAUGUCAGUCAGCAGUCUGCGUGCAACUACUCGUGUGCCACGGACUCGACGCGUACCCAAGGCAGUUUUGACAGUCACGCCGGCUGCUGCCAAGCACGCCAAGGAUCUGCUAGCCCAACAUGGUAGCAAUGCGGUCGGUUUGUUGGUGGAUAUUCGCAAGCGUGGCUGCUCCGGCAACGCCUUCCACCUCGAUUAUGCCGAGCAAAUCAAGCCCGGCGAUGAGGUUGUGGAGGUUGAUGGCAUCAAGGUUGUCGUGGCUAGCCGUGCCAUCAUGCAAGUCUUGCACUCUACCAUGGACUAUGACGAAUCAGACAUUGCCGAGGGCUUUGUGUUUGAGAAUCCCCAAGCCACGGCGACAUGCGGCUGUGGCGAGUCAUUUACAUAG